This is a messenger RNA of Trichomonas vaginalis G3, 1086 nucleotides long. RefSeq lists its product as uncharacterized. The transcript has a single exon. The coding region runs from base 1 to 1086 and encodes 361 amino acids. The record is from RefSeq and is a predicted model, not a curated record. NCBI's taxonomy places the organism in Eukaryota, Parabasalia, Trichomonadida, Trichomonadidae.
AUGGGCGCAUUUAUUUUAUUAAGUUCCCAAAAUCAGGAGGAAAUGGUUUCUGCGAUUCUCGACAUGAAUUUUUUUGUUGAUGUUGCACUAACGCACUUCCAAACUACAGCGCCAGAUCAAAUAAUCGGUAGAUUAGCUUCACUAACAACAAAUUUUCUUGUUACAUGUCCAGAAAAGGCAUUUAAAAACUUAAGCCAACUCGUUUUUACGUUCCUUGACUACGCUCAUAAUGUUUCAGUUUUAAAUUUUUACGAAAAUAUUUUUUCUAAUGCAACCAAAGCGAUAAAAGCACAAAUACUAUUUAUAGAAAAUGGAUUUGCUCAUGAAAUUGCCAAAAGACUUGAUGAAAUCGACAUUUCUAAAGUUGCAGACAAAUAUGAUCAAUAUUUCAUUAAAUAUGCGAACUUAUACAUGAUUGUUGCGACAGUUUGUAUGCACCAAGAGUAUGUCGAUGCAUUUUCUACACAAGAAGUUAUAAAUUCUCUUUCAAGAACUUUUCAUUACGCUCCUUCAUACGUAGAUGGUGCAAGAUGGGAAGCAAUAGUAUCUCUUGUAAAUACAAAGUCACUUCCCAAACUAGAAAUGUUCAUUCCUAUGGCAAUUUCGAAAUUAAUCGACGCAGUUAAAGAACCUUCCCAAGAUAUAGUAAACUGCAUCAAUUUCAUUACAAAAGUUAUAUCGCUAAAUGAUAAUUACGUCAAAAUUCUUCUACAAAGCCAAGUAAUUCCAAUUAUUUUACGAAUUGCCAUCCAAUUUGAAAAUUCAUCAAUUUUACUUAACUCAUUCGCCAAAUUUACAAUUGAAUGUCUUAACCACGAGCAAUCAUGUGAAAAAAUACUUAUUUCUUAUAUACCUUUAUUUAUUGCAACGGUAAACCAUCCUCACUACUCAUCUUUCACUUCGUUAUGCAAACUUCUGUUACUUCAAAUAGACGAAGACUCGAAACACAACAAAAACUUAAAGAAAAAACUGGAACAAGUUGAUUGUUACUUGGAAAUAAGAGAAACGUUUAUUAAGAAGUACAAAAAGCUGAUAGAUACUCACUAUGGAGGCGAUGUAUACGUGAAUAUUGCAAUGUCAAAUUAA